CGCUCAGACUCCGCGAGCCAGUCGCAAGCAGCGCGCGCGCACGUAGCGAUACUCGAACACGAACGACUCUCGCGAAAACAUUAUUUACAUGGCAAAAGUUUUAAAUAUGUGAUAAGAUUCCGCGUAUAAGAAUAUUUAAUCUCUACUUUUAAGAAUUAUUUAGCCACGAAUCUCAGUUUAAUUUGCAUUUGAAAAAGUGACAAAAUGACUAUAAAAAAUAAAAAGACUAAGUCCGGUACGUCUGAGGUGACAUCAUCUAAAAGUGCAUCGAGCAGUGUGCAGAAGAGCAGCACUUCGACUUCUGUUCAGAAAAGUAGUAAUACUUUACAGAAGGUCAGCUCUUCUGGUAAAAAGGUUCGCUACAUCGAUGUUAAGGUCGAACAACCUGACCCAUUAAUGAUAACAGACAUUAGCGAUCAUGCUUCUAUUAGCGGUUCUACUGUCUCUGAGCAUUACAACAGCCACCCGCACUACAUUAUUACGGAGGCCCCAUCUGUUUCUGAUUUGUCACAAACUAGAAUAUUGAAUGAAAAUCAAGUAAGUGACAUGGCUCAAUCUACUACUGGAGAAUUUGUUUCUAGCUCUGUUGUGCACCAAUCUUCCUCUACAUCACAGCACCAAACAUCUAGAAGUGAAAAUAUUCAGACAUCGUCAACUGUUGAACAUUCCGGUUCCAGUCAUAGCCAGACAUUUGACAGGACUGCUGAUUCUUCAUCUGCCAAUCAAACUCUAAACACUGCCUUUAUUGAUAGUUCAGGCAAUCAGUCUAACUCGAAGGGUUCAUUUUUGUCAAGGUCUCAAGGCGCUGAUGCUACUGAUUCUUUCAUUCAGUCCGAACGGCAAAAUUUAUCUAAAACCGGAUACAGUUCAAACAUGAAUAGCGACUCUUCAAAAGGCAAUGUGAACAUUCGCGGGAAUGAACGGCACAUGAAUAUUCCAAGUGAAAAAGUAAAUACCUUAAAAACGGAUCCAAACAAUUUCUAUGGGGGUGAAGGAACCCUAGAUAAGAAUAAAAAAACAAAUGAAUAUAGCAGUACAUCACAUUCCAGUCAAUCAAAGAGCAGUAAUGUUACAAAAUCAUCCUCAUCAUCUUAUGUAGUUGAAAUUGUUGAUGGAAAAGAACGUAUAGUUGAUAAAUCUCAAAGGGAGUGGGGCGAUGCAAAAGAACAUGCAACAAAUGAGGAAUAUGUUAGUGUCAGUGGGACGGAUAUUAAGCCGCAAUCUGCCUAUAGUGCCCAAAGUUAUGACAUGCAAUCAAAGUAUGAUUCUGGCAAAGAUGGAGCAAGACCUAUUAACGAAAUGACUGUAAGAGAAGAUUCGAAAUACGUUAAAGAUGGAAAACAACUGACCAGCCACGAAAGUGUAAUUUCACAAAAUGAUAACUCCAUACAACAACAGUUUACGUCAACGCAGAACCAGAUUACUUCUGAUGAUCAUUACAAUUCUCACAAUGCAUCUCAUAAUUUACAGAAUGUUCAAUCGAAUUCUGAAAAUACUAACUAUAACACAAUGCAUAAUAAAAACAUACAGUCAAAUACCUCCUAUUCUAAUAUCCAACAGAAAGAUAUACAAGAAAAUGUAUCAACUCAUCACGAAAACAGGAAUAAUCAAAUUUCAACAAAGCGUAAUGUUAAUCACACAGAUUCUUCUAACUUUUAUGGUUACGAUUCUACCAUACAAGAUCAACUUAGGAAAGUUGGAAAUAUCUUACAGGUUCCAAACACUGAAAAUAUAAACUAUUCAACUAAGAUACUGAAAAGUAACACCAGUAGUGCCCAGCAAGCAUCGUCAUCAUCUUAUGUUUUUGAAGUUGUCGAUGGAAAACAAAGAGUAAUCGACAGCGCACACAGAGAAUGGGGGGAUAGUAAAGAGCAUUCGACACAUGAGAAAAGUCAUAAUAUCAGUGGCACCGGUAUUAAACCAGAACAUGAAUAUUCGAGGCAAGUGUUGGAUAAAGAGUCUUAUUAUGACACUGGCAAAGAUGGUAUUCCUAAGAGUGCAUCUCAAAUAUCGGAAGAAUCUGCAAUGUAUAAGAAUGGAGUGGAAAUCGCUUCCCAGCGAAAUGUAUAUGCCAGUGAUUUAACUAAAAAACAAGCUAUUACUGAACACCCAUCUGAUUAUGCAGAAGAAAAGUACUUGGUAGAUGAAAAUAAUAGAAGACAAACAGAGAGUCAAAAUAUCAGGUCUGACAACGUAUCAACUUAUGCUACAGAUUCUGACAAUAUUAGAAAAACAACGGAGUUAAUAACUAAUGAAAAGCAAAAUAUAUCAAAAGAGAGUUCUUCGAAGACUACCAGUGAAACCAAAGAUACCCUGACAUCGUAUGAAAGAAGCACGGGCACAUGGAAUGGUAAAUUUACUUAUGAAACUGAAGACGACAGACCUAAACGUCCUAAGCAAGUUUCACCGUUUGGCAGAUCAGAACAACCACGGCACCACUUGAAACGUCAAGAUACAGAAGAAAAUAUUAUAAUAUCAUCUAGGGAUAUUAAAGAUUUCACCUCUAUAAGUGAUUUGCGCAAAAUCAUUGAAACAUCACAAACAAACAAGGAUGUUACAGUAAGCAACAAGAAUAUCGUGAUAAGGAGAAACAUUGAUGACAGGGUUUUGAAAGAAAUUCUAGAAACUGUGAAAAAGUAUCCAUUUAAAAGAAUUGAUAAAGUUACUUUUGGCACAAAGAUAAAUGAGGACGUUAAAGAUUUGUAUGAAGGAAUUGAUACCGAAGAAACGACCGUUUUAAGUACAACAACUGGAGAGAAGGUGAAAAAAUCAUUUGAAGUUGAUAAGACAAGGAGUCAAAUCGAAGUAACAAGAUACAUAACUGAAAAUGGUAUUACCAGGAAAGAAACAACAUAUGAAGAUGCGAAAGAAGAUGAUAAAGUCAAAACAGAUGUGUUUGUCGACAACAGCUCGUUAGACAUCAAAAACUUGAAGGAUGUCCGCACAACGAAAGAUGUUUACGAAUACGACGUGGUCGAUCACGCAACAACUAAUACCACACGCGAAAAUAUCGUCAGCUCCGUCUAUGAUGAGACCAUCAUAGAUGAUAGAAAAACAGUGCGAGACGAUACAACGGUCAUCCGCGAAAGAUACACCGACGAGACCAGACCACGUCCCGGUGGUCCAGGUGGUCCCAGGAAACCAGAAAAAGUCUGUAAAGAGCAGUGCAUCUGUGAGAUCUGUACUUGUGGGCACCACCGUUGCCCACACAACGAUGUCCCGGAGCCAUUGUUCGAUGUGGAGCAUACCACGAGCGUGGUUUCCGCGUACAAACAGGAUUAUGACGAGAAACAUGUCAGUCGAACAACAGCCGUUCAUCACGAAGAUCAUUUAUAUAUGGAAGGUGAUUUUCAAGAGCCGGAACGUCCUCAAUGGCAGCCCAUCGAACGGCGUAAGCCAACAAAGCCAGAAGACAAUCUCAAACCUGAAGGUGAUUUUGAGAAAAGGCAGCCAAACGAAUGGCGUCCUGGUGACCGGGCUCCUGUUCGACGCCCCGAAGACAACUUGAAACCGGAGGGUGAAUUUUCUACACCUGAAAAGGAACAAUGGAGACCUGCAGAACGACAACGCCCUAAAAAGCCAGAAGACAAUUUACGACCUGAAGGUGAUUUCGAAAAACGUAAGCCAGAUGAUUGGUAUCCAGGAGAUCGUGCCCCAGUCAAACGUCCUGAAGACAAUCUAAAACCAGAAGGAGAGUUUGAAAAGAGAAAGCCACAUGAAUGGCAGCCUGGUGACAGAGCACCUAUACGUCGACCACAAGAUAAUUUAAAGACAGAAGGUGAUUUUGAAGAUAGACAACCUGAAAAAUGGCAACCCGGAGAUAGGGCUCCAAUGAAACGACCAGAAGAUAAUUUGAAACCGGAAGGUGAUUUUGAGAAGAGACGGCCAGAAGAAUGGCGACCAGGAGACAGGGCUCCAACACGUCGUCCUGAAGAUAAUCUGAGACCUGAAGGUGACUUCACAACACCUGAAAAAGAAUCUUGGCGACCAGCUGAACGUCAGAAACCCAAAAAACCCGAGGACAAUUUAUUCCCAGAGGGUGAAUUUGAAGGUAGAAAGCCAGAGGUAUGGAGACCAGGUGAUAGAGCUCCAGUCAAGCGGCCAGAAGACAAUUUGAAGCCGGAAGGUGAUUUUGAAAAAAGACACCCUGAAAAAUGGAGUCCUGGAGAUCGAGCUCCAACGCGUCGUCCGGAAGAUAACCUUCGACCUGAAGGUGAAUUCACUAGACCUGAAAAUGAGUCAUGGCGUCCAGCUGAGCGUCCAAAACCUAUAAAGCCAGAAGACAAUUUACACCCGGAGGGAGAAUUUGAAAAGCGUAAACCUGAAGAUUGGCGUCCCGGAGAAAGGGCUCCAGUAAGGCGGCCCGAAGAUAAUUUAAAACCAGAAGGAGAUUUUGAGAAUAGGAGACCUGAAAAAUGGCAACCUGGGGAUAGAGCUCCAAUGAAGCGUCCUGAAGAUAAUCUUAAACCUGAAGGAGAUUUCGAAAAGAGACGGCCUGAAGAAUGGCAACCAGGAGAUAGGGCUCCUACCCGCCGGCCAGAAGAUAAUCUCAGACCAGAAGGUGAGUUCACCACACCCGAAAAGGAACCUUGGCGACCAGCAGAACGCCAAAAACCUAAGAAGCCAGAAGAUAAUUUAUUCCCUGAGGGUAAAUUCGAAGGUAGAAGACCCGAAGAGUGGAAACCAGGAGACAGAGCUCCAGUCAAGAAGCCAGAAGACAAUUUAAAGCUCGAAGGUGAUUUCGAGAAGAGACAGCCUGAAAAAUGGAGUCCUGGAGAUAGAGCUCCUAUGCGUCGUCCGGAAGACAACCUCAGACCAGAAGGGGACUUCACUACACCCGAAAAGGAACCUUGGCGACCAGCAGAACGACAAAAACCUAAAAAGCCAGAAGAUAAUUUACAUCUAGAGGGAGAGUUUGAAAAGCGUGAACCUGAAUAUUGGCGUCCUGGAGACAGGGCUCCAGUGAGACGACCUAAAGAUAAUUUAAAGCCAGAAGGAGACUUCGAGGAUAGAAAACCAGAAAAAUGGCAACCCGGAGAUAGAGCUCCAAUUAAACGCCCUGAAGAUAAUUUAAAACCAGAAGGUGAAUUCGAGAAGAGGCGGCCUGAAGAAUGGCGCCCCGGAGACAGGGCUCCUACUCGUAGACCUGAAGAUAAUCUAAGACCGGAAGGAGACUUUACAACGCCAGAUAAACAACUUUGGCGACCAGCAGAACGUCAGAAACCUAAAAAGCCCGAAGACAACUUGCAUCCAGAGGGAGAAUUCGAAAAACGUAGACCUGAUGAAUGGCAACCAGCUGAUAGGCCUAAACAAAAGAAACCCGAAGAUAAUUUAAGGCCCGAGGGUGAAUUUACUACACCUAUAAAAGAAAAAUGGCAACCAGCAGAACGGCAGCAGCCUAAAAAACCAGAAGAUAAUCUAAAACCAGAGGGAGUCUUCGAAAAUAGAAAGCCUGAAGAAUGGCGUCCAGCCGAUCGUCCUCAUCAAAAAAAACCAGAGGAUAACCUUAAACCUGAAGGGGAAUUUACUUCACCCGAAAAAGAAAAGUGGCAACCAGCAGAGAGGCCACAGCAGAAGAGGCCAGUUGACAAUUUAAAACCCGAGGGCGAUUUCACAACUGAGCGCUCAAUAACAGAUGAUUUCAAAGUUGUUACCGGUGAAAGGGCUAAAAUUAUUAAACGCAUUGAUAAUAUUAUUACUGAAGGAGAAUUCACAGAUACUACAACUUCUCGUAGCGAAUACUCAAUAAAGCCAAUAGAAAAACUAAAACCUGUACGAAGAAAUACAUGGACUAAGUUGGAAGGAGACAUGACAACAGAAACAACUUCACAGUCAGAAUACAUUGAUUUUACAGAUUCUGUAGAGAGAACAACUCUAGUAACAAAAAGAAUAGAUAACUUGAUUCAUGAAGGUGAAAUAGACUUCGUUACAUCAAAUCAAACAGAUUAUACGGAAAAAAAUACUGUCAUAUCACGGCCCCAAAGGCGACGCACAUGGACGAAAGAAGAUUUAGAAAAAUUCUAUUCAACUCAAAAUACAGAGACAUCAACUACAACUACACAAGAAGAAUAUAAGAUUCGUGAUGAACAAUGGCAUGAACGGCAACAACCUAAAAAACCUAAAGAUAAUCUAAAACCUGAAGGAGAAAUGGAAAAACCUAAAUUAGAAGAAUGGCGUCCAGCUGAACGUCAGACUCCGAAAAAACCAAAAGAUAAUCUUGUCCCAGAAGGUGAAUUUUCAACCCCAGUAAAAGAAGACUGGCAACCUGCAGAACGAGUAAAACCCAAAAAGCCUACAGAUAAUUUGUUUCCAGAGGGUGAAUUCACUACUCCCCAAAAGGAACACUGGCACCCAGCUGAGCGACCAAUACAAAAGAAACCUAAAGAUAAUCUUAAACCAGAAGGAGAAUUCCAACAGCCACAUCAAGAGGAAUGGCGGCCUGCUGAGAAACAAAUACUUAAAAGACCACAAGAUAACCUUAAACCUGAAGGUGAUUUUGAAACACCAAAACGAGAGGAAUGGCGUCCGUCGGAAAGACCAAAAGCAAACAAACCUGAAGACAAUUUAAAAAUAGAGGGUGACUUCACAACACCUGAGAAAACUAGAUGGACUCCAGCUGAACGACCUGUACAAAAGAGACCUCAAGAUAACUUAAAGCCCGAGGGUGAAUUUGCUCAACCCGUUCACGAAGAAUGGAAACCAGCAGAAAAGCGUAUUCAAACUAAACCACAAGAUAAUCUUAAGCCAGAGGGUAAAUUUGAAAAACCUAAGACCGAUGAGUGGCGUCCCGCAGAACGAGCUCUGCCAACAAAGCCAGAUGACAAUUUACGACUUGAAGGUGAAUUUGAAAAACGUAAACCUGAUAAAUGGAGUCCUGGUGAAAAAGCACAGGUACAACGACCCUCUGAUAACUUAAAACCGGAAGGUGAGUUUAUGACUCCUGAAAAGACACAAUGGCGACCGGCAGAACGACCCGUACAAACUCGGCCUAAAGAUAAUUUAAAACCAGAGGGUCAUUUUGAGCAACCAAAAGUAGACGAGUGGAAGCCUGCCGAUAGACAAACUCCUAUAAAACCCAAGGAUAAUCUUAAACCUGAAGGAGAUUUCAAGCGACCAGAGAAAGAGGAUUGGAAACCAGCUGAAAGACCGGUCCAAAUAAAACCACAAGAUAACCUUAAGCCGGAAGGAGAUUUCGAAGUACCAACACAUAAAGAAUGGCGGCCAGCUGAACGCCCAUCGCCAUCAAAACCUAAAGAUAAUUUAAAACCAGAGGGUGACUUCGAAAAACCAAAAGAAGAUAAGUGGAGGCCUGCUGAACGGCAAACUCCAAAGAAACCACAAGAUAACCUAUGGCCGGAAGGAGAAUUCGAAGUACCAACACAAAAAGAAUGGCGGCCAGCGGAACGGCCAACGCCAACAAGACCAAAAGAUAACUUAAAACCAGAGGGUGAAUUUGAAAAACCAAAAGAAGAUAAGUGGAGGCCUGCUGAACGGCAAACUCCAAAGAAACCACAAGAUAACCUCAGACCGGAAGGAGAUUUCGAAGUACCAACACAAAAAGAAUGGCGGCCAGCUGAACGGCCAACGCCAACAAGACCAAAAGAUAAUUUAAAACCAGAGGGUGAAUUUGAAAAACCAAAAGAAGAUAAGUGGAGGCCUGCUGAACGGCAAACUCCAAAGAAACCACAAGAUAACCUUAGGCCGGAAGGAGAGUUUGAAGUACCAACACAAAAAGAAUGGCGGCCAGCAGAACGGCCAACGCCAACAAGACCAAAAGAUAAUUUAAAACCAGAGGGUGAAUUUGAAAAACCAAAAGAAGAUAAGUGGAGGCCUGCUGAACGGCAAACUCCAAAGAAACCACAAGAUAACCUUAGGCCGGAAGGAGAGUUUGAAGUACCAACACAAAAAGAAUGGCGGCCAGCAGAACGGCCAACGCCAACAAGACCAAAAGAUAAUUUAAAACCAGAGGGUGAAUUUGAAAAACCAAAAGAAGAUAAGUGGAGGCCUGCUGAACGGCAAACUCCAAAGAAACCACAAGAUAACCUUAGGCCGGAAGGAGAGUUUGAAGUACCAACACAAAAAGAAUGGCGGCCAGCAGAACGGCCAACGCCAACAAAACCAAAAGAUAAUUUAAAACCAGAGGGUGAAUUUGAAAAACCAAAAGAAGAUAAGUGGAGGCCUGCUGAACGGCAAACUCCAAAGAAACCACAAGAUAACCUUAGGCCGGAAGGAGAGUUUGAAGUACCAACACAAAAAGAAUGGCGGCCAGCUGAACGCCCAUCGCCAACAAAACCAAAAGAUAAUUUAAAACCAGAGGGUGACUUCGAAAAACCAAAAGAAGAUAAGUGGAGGCCUGCUGAACGUCAAACUCCUAAGAAACCACAAGAUAACCUUAGGCCAGAAGGUCACUUUGAGACACCUACUAGAGAACAAUGGAGACCAGCAGAAAAGCCUGAAAUAAUAAAACCAAAAGACAAUCUAAAAACAGAAGGUGAAUUUGAAAAGCCAAAACUUGAUGAAUGGAAACCAGCUGAACGUCAAAAGCCAAAGAAACCACAAGAUAAUUUAAAACCCGAAGGCGAAUUUGAAAAACCGACGACAGAAAAAUGGCAGCCAGGUGAGAGACAGACACCUAAAAAACCUCAAGAUAACCUGAAACCUGAAGGUAAAUUUGAACGUCCUGACAAACCCAAGACUGCACCAAUUGGUGAGCGACCUGUUCAAAAGAAACCCGAAGAUAAUCUUAAACCAGAAGGCAAUAUGGAAGUUAUACGGCGAAAUGACUAUACAGCUACCAGAGGUGAUCGUGUCGAGGUUGUGAAACAUGAAGAUCAUCUUAAAAUGGAAGGUAAAAUGGACAUUCACAGAACAAGGGAUGACUAUAAACGCGUAGAAAAAACUGAGAAAAUAGUAAUUCAAAAACAUGAAGAUAACUUGCGUACAGAAGGCGAAUUUAUUGAUUUGCAUAUUCGAAAUGAUUACAAUGCUACGAAAGGAGAUAGAGCACCUGUUGUAAAGCCACAGGAUAAUUUAAAACCUGAUGGAAAAUUCUACAAGCCUGAAAUUAUUCCGUCCCAACCAGCUGAAAAACGAAAACCAUUUAAACAUGUUGAUAAUCUUAAAAUUGAACAUGAUCUAGAUUUACGUCAGAAAGUUGACAGAGUUGACAUUAUAAGAAGAGAAGACAAUUUAAGAAUUGAAGGCGAAUUUAUAGAUAUGAAACAAAAGAAUGAUUACCAAGUAGUUACUGGUGAAAGGUCAGCGAUAGUGAAACAUGAAGAUAAUUUGAAAAUGGAAGGCAAAAUGGAAAAUAUACGCUCUUCAGAUACUUAUCGUCUUGUAAAAGGGCAAAAAGUGAAAUUAACGCGCCGUGAAGAUAACUUGAAAAUUGAAGGAGUUUUUGAAGAUCUUUCGCGUAAAAAUGACUAUAAUAUAAUUAAAAGUAGUAAACCAGUGAUUAAGAGCAUUGAGUAUGAACCACAUAAUGGUGAACCACGACAACUCACAAAAAUAGACCAGACCAAUGUAGAAAACAGAAACACACAUCUUACCUCAGUACAACAUACAACUUCGAAUCAAAGAAUUGACACUGAUGAUCAGCAAAACUAUACUUAUCGACAGAGUCAGGGAGGUCCCGGGGAACUACACCCUAAACCUAAUGACCGACCUGGCUCACGAUCCAGACAGCCUUCCUCACCAAAGCCUCAGGAAAAUCCAUCUGAACCGUACUCUCAAAAGCCGUCUCAUAGAAUGAAACCUGUGGAAGAUCAAACCGAUAAAUCAAAGUGGAAGCCAACUGAUUUUUCAACACCAAUUGAUAAAACAAGUAAACCAACAUUUAAAUCUCCUACAGAAGGUAACCGCGAAAGCCCUAAUAGACAAGAUAGGCAUUCCCAUGAAAGACAAGUUGUUGAUUCAGAUACAACUCACAACACAAGGAAAAAUCAAAGUGAUACACAUAUUCACACUAGCAAUGUGACGGAAUCUAGGCUUAAUACUGAAAGUCAUAAUCAUUCUAAUCGCAUACAUAGGGACGAAAUAGAUGUUAACAGAACUCAACAAAAUCAUCUACAGAAUGUGCAACAGCAAGAAAAUCAUUUCCAGCGGCAUCAACAUCAUGAAAACCACAGUCAAUACGCUCAGCAUCAUCACGGAGCUACGACAAAACAUGAAGUUAUACAGUCACACGUCGAUAACUCUACUUACCGUUCAGAAGAUGUGAAGCAUUCCAAAGUCUUGAGUCAAGAUGAAAGGAAUAUUAGACACGGCAGUGUUGAUCGCAUAUCGUCGACGAGUUCAGUCGAUCAAAAUAAAAUAAAUCGUACUUCAGGUUCAAUAACUAAACAGAAUGACAAAAAUAUGAUUAAUAAGAGCGAUUCCAGAUUAAUCAAAAAUACGACAACAUCUUCAACUUCUACAAAAACAAUGAAACAAGUAACCGAAAAGAAAUUAAGAGGGGGUAAAUGGGUAAAUGUAACUAUGAUGGUUGAAGUAAAUAAUAUUACUGCCGACACGGGAAAAUCACAUCCCAUAUAUUCUGAACCUCAGCAUGCGCCUGGUUUAAAAACAGGUGUAAGCGGGAAUACAGGUAGGGUGAUUUCAACGGAACAAAGUAAUUCUUCGUCAAAUCAAUUCCAUUCUUCACAGAAGAAUCAAUACAAUCGUAAUCAUAGCGAUGUAUUAAAUACAACAUACUCUAUAAAAGGCACGACUGAAUCUGACAAUAUCCGACAUCAAAGGCAAAAUGUUACCAACCAGCAGCAACAUGAGAAUAUUUCGUCAUCCAAACAAGUUUCUAGCUCUACGAAACAAAUUAAAUCUACACAUAUCAGCGACAACAGUUCUCAGAUCUCUCAAACAUCUCGGAGCGUUUCAGAUAUACGUAGUGGAGAUCAAAUCCUUGGAAAGCAUAUAAUACAUGAUAAAAGUGAUACUACGAGGAAUAUCAAUAAUCGUGGAGGAUCUGGUCACCAACACGACAACCAAACAUCAACAAUACAUGAUAAAAGCGACACUACGAGGAUCAUUAAUAAUUCUGGAAGAUCUGGUCAUCAAAACGACCAUCAAACAUCAACAAUACACGACAAAAGCGACACUACGAAGAUUAUCAAUAAUUCUGCAGGAUCUGGUCAUCGACACGACCAUCAAACAUCAACAAUACACGACAAAAGUGAUACUACAAGGAUUAUCAAUAAUCGUGGAGGAUCUGGUCAUCAACACGACUAUCAAACAUCAACCAUACGAAAGGGUGCAAAUGUUUCCACUGAAAGCCACGAACAUAACACAAAGCAUAUUCACGUUUCCAAUCAAAACCAUACAGUAAAUAGAAAUCACUUAAGCGACAGUGUAACUAAAACUAGCGUUGAGUUCCAAAGAGCUAUGCAUGGUGGGGACAAUUCGCUUUCUCAACAAGAUCACUCCAAUCGAAGUGGAUAUCAUAAGCGUACUUCCGACUUUAUAUCCGAUGCCAACUCCAGUAACGCUGUUCUUCAUCGCAAAGGUGUUACUUCAAAUACAGAAGCAUAUCACACUACAAGUUCUACCGCAGCAGCACAACGGAAAAGUAUCAGCAAUUUGUCAGAGCGUGGUGAAUAUAUAAGCAAUUCGACUCAAAGCGCAGACAGGAAGAGUAUCAGCUCAAUGCACAGAUCGGCUAGAGACAACACAGCCGUUACAUCUCAGCACACUGAAAGUGUCGAUAAUCGACGUCAACAACGACGGGACGGGCAAUCCACGUUUGUUACAGAGAGACAACCUCGUGUCGUAAUAAAAGAUAAUCUACACGUUGGCGGUGAGUUUUAUGGUCAAUCAGAAGCCCGCUAUGGAAGCUUUUCUAAAUCGCAAAAUGCUCAAAAGAUUGACCGAUCCGAACAUAUUGAAAGAGUUGAGCGACAAUCGCGACAUGGAUCAAAUUCACAUUUCGUUCUCGGAGAUGGCAGUGGAACAUUCUAUAAACAAGAAUUUAGGGGCCACGUACAUGGAACGUGUCCCGCAACGUUGUUAGAAUCUACGCGGACUCCGUAUAAGCACUCUCGUGAUUCUCGGGAACACAAGUUCUACACUGAAAAAAUAACAGAGAAAAAAUCGUUAUCGUAAACGUUUUAAAAUGCAGAAAACUAUUAACUUUUAUAAUUUUAUUUUUUUAUAUUUUACCAUUCCUUAUUAUUAUAUCCUUAUGCUUUGAGUUAAAACCGCGAGUUAAUACUAAUUUUAAGAAUAUAAUGUGCCUUUAACUAAACUUUUAAACAAUGUUUAAAAUAAUAAUGUUGCGAAUUUUUAUAUAAUUUAUGACAAUUAAGAUAUUUAUAACAAAAUGCCAUGUAAUAAAAUCGUUAUAAAAU
This is a messenger RNA of Pieris brassicae (large cabbage white), 12341 nucleotides long. RefSeq lists its product as uncharacterized. The record is from RefSeq and is a predicted model, not a curated record. Gene Ontology annotation, cellular component: centriole; cytoskeleton; ciliary basal body. Gene Ontology annotation, biological process: microtubule anchoring. Bases 205 to 12096 code for a protein of 3963 amino acids. Gene Ontology annotation, molecular function: microtubule binding. Lineage: Eukaryota; Metazoa; Arthropoda; Insecta; Lepidoptera; Pieridae. The transcript is spliced from 4 exons.